AUGCCAGCUGCUUCUGUUGUCCUUAGGACCAGCGUCCGCCUGGCUACGUCCCGAACUCUCACUCGUGUGUCCGCGCCCGCCCUGACCUCAUUCCGAUGCCUCAACCGCGCCCUCUCAACAACUCAUGCCCUCGCCGCCGCUUCCUCGCUCAACAGAGAUCGGGCCCGUGAGAUUGUGGCCCAGACUAUCAGCAGCAUUGGCAGCAAGCGCGAGACAGCAGCGUACCUCAAGGUUUUCACGCUUGCCUCCCAGCAUUUUGCAGUCAUCAAGGUCGGGGGCGCCAUUCUUCAGGAACACCUAGACGAGUUCUGUGGGAGUAUACUACUACUCUAUGAGCUUGGGCUAUACCCAGUCAUUGUCCACGGCGGCGGUCCGCAGCUGAAUUCCCUCUUGGAAGCUGAGGGGGUGGUUCCUCAAUUUGAAGAUGGAAUCAGAGUGACUGAUGCCAAAACCCUUACUAUUGCGCGUAAGCUUUUUCUAGAAGAAAACUUGCGACUCAUCAAACGCUUAGACGCAUUUGGUGUCGCAACGCGAUCUAUACAGGGAGCCUUUGGAGCAACUUACCUUGACAAGGAGAAGUGGCAGUAUGUGGGUAAGAUCACUGAGGUUCGGAAGGAAGCUAUCGAGAGCAGUAUAUCAGCAGGAUAUAUACCGAUCCUGACUUCGAUGGCUGAAGGGGAUGAUGGUCACCUCUUAAAUGUCAAUGCGGACGUUGCGGCUGCUGAACUUGCUCGUACGCUUAAGCCCUUAAAGGUUAUCUACCUCUCAGAAAAAGGAGGCCUUGUCAAUGGCGAGGGGAAGAUGAUCUCGCAGAUCAACCUGGAUGAUGAGUUUGAAUACCUCAUGGCUCAGCCCUGGUGUCGUUAUGGCACGCGUCUUAAAAUUCGGGAGAUGCAGGCUCUUCUCAAGGGUCUUCCCCGAAGCUCUAGCGUGGCUAUCAUCCACCCUGGUAACCUUCAGAAGGAACUAUUUACUGAUUCUGGCGCUGGCACCCUCAUCCGCUUGGGCAAUCGCAUUCGAAAGACUUCCUCGAUCAAGGAACUUCAAGAUAUCAGGAACCUCGAGGCUACGUUAAACAGCAGCUCCGACAGUCUUGAUAUUGCGGCUAUCGUGGAUCGAUCCGCCAGCAUACUAACAGAGAUGAACUUUACUGCCUACUAUGAUGAUGACAUGCAUUGCAUGGCUAUCGUCAUGCCUCAGGACCAAGGUACGGCGAUACUGACGAGUCUGUCUACUAGCAAGUCUGGCUGGCUCAACGGUACUAUGGAGAAUAUCUUUACUGGUAUCAAGAAGGACUACCCUACUCUAGCUUGGGCUGUUAGCGAGAGAGAUGAGAACUUGACCUGGUUCUUUGAACAGGCUGAUGGCAGUUUCCACCAAAACGGCAGAGUUCUCUUCUACUACGGGAGCGACAUGCACUCAGUGGCUCUCAGUCCUGUAUACAAGAACUUUGUGUCUGGGCGAGCUUCGCUUGGCGACUCCAACCUUGAAAGCGGCGGGACAGCUUGA
Molecule: messenger RNA, 1509 nt
Organism: Fusarium tjaetaba
Lineage: Eukaryota; Fungi; Ascomycota; Sordariomycetes; Hypocreales; Nectriaceae
Product: acetylglutamate kinase n-acetyl-gamma-glutamyl-phosphate reductase precursor (ARG-6)
Exons: 1
Coding region: 1-1509 (502 amino acids)
Biological process (GO): L-arginine biosynthetic process
Cellular component (GO): mitochondrial matrix; cytoplasm
Molecular function (GO): L-glutamate N-acetyltransferase activity, acting on acetyl-CoA as donor; arginine binding; N-acetyl-gamma-glutamyl-phosphate reductase (NADP+) activity
Source: RefSeq, a predicted model, not a curated record